This is a messenger RNA of Antechinus flavipes (yellow-footed antechinus), 5053 nucleotides long. It is a transcript of the gene TLR4, whose product is annotated as toll like receptor 4. The transcript is spliced from 3 exons. The coding region runs from base 713 to 3199 and encodes 828 amino acids. Gene Ontology annotation, molecular function: transmembrane signaling receptor activity; lipopolysaccharide immune receptor activity; protein binding. The record is from RefSeq and is a predicted model, not a curated record. Lineage: Eukaryota; Metazoa; Chordata; Mammalia; Dasyuromorphia; Dasyuridae. Gene Ontology annotation, biological process: defense response to Gram-negative bacterium; inflammatory response; toll-like receptor signaling pathway. Gene Ontology annotation, cellular component: membrane.
ACUUGAUUACUAUUGUUGUCAUUCAUGAUUAUCAUCAUUCUAUCACUAAUAAUUAUGAACUACUGUGGCUAGGUGAUAUAGUACAUGAAGCACUAGGCUUGGAGUCAGGAAGAUCUGAAUUCAAAUUCAACCUUAGACAUUUAUUAACUCUGAUUUUGGACAAAACACUUAACCCCUAUUUGCUUUGGUUCUCUGCCUAUAAAAUGGAGACAAACUGAAGAAGGUAAUGGCAAACCAGUUUUUUUAUUUUUGCCAAGAAAACAUAAAGUUGGACAUGCCUGACUGAAUGAUUGAACAGCAACAACAAGCCCGAACUGGGCUCACAAUAGCCAGCGGCUCCCAAGAAUGUUCUGUUGUAUUUUCCCAGGUUCAUCAAGAUAAAAAGAUGUCAAAUAACUUCCUGGGAUAAGAGCCAGCUUACUCUUAAAGCUGUCUCAAACAGUACAAUGAACACUUAAAAAAAAAAAAAAUCUGCUUCUAACUUCCUCUUGGUCCCAACGAAGAUAAAUACUUGAGAAACAAUGUCCCAAAAUGCUAAUGUGGUGACUCUCACUUCCUCUCUACUCCUUACCCUGCUCCAGUUUGCAUAUGCACUACAGUGGGGCACCUAUUCUGGGGCAGAAAGCUCUGUGUUUUAAAAGUGGGACCUGCUUAAGAGGAUUUAUGUUGCCAUGUGUUCAUAUUGCUGUCUCUGCCCCCAGAAAAUGCCAGGAUGGUCCGUUGGAUAGCCAUGGCUCUGAUUAUAACCACAACCUUCUUUUCCUGUCUGGAUCCGGGGAGUUGUCAUUCCUGCCUAGAGGUUUUUCCAGACAUUGAAUACCAAUGCAUGGCCCGAAAUUUCUCUCAAGUUCCAGUGGAUAUACCUUCAUCCACCCAGAAGCUGGACCUGAGCUUCAAUCCACUGAAGUCUUUGGCUUCACGAAGUUUUUCCAGAUUUACUGGACUGAGAAUACUUGACUUGUCCAGAUGUGAUAUUCAGAAGAUUGAGGAUGACACUUAUCAAGGCCUCUGUAAUCUCUCUACUUUGAUCCUGACGGGAAACCCAAUCCAGAGUUUGGGUCUCAGAGCCUUCCAUGGUCUUCCCAAAUUACAGAAACUGGUUGUUGUAGAAACAAAUCUUGUGUCUCUGAAGGACUUCCCCAUUGGACAUCUCAUGACCCUGCAGGAGCUAUAUUUAGGACAUAAUUCCAUCAGUUCUCUCCAGUUACCCCAUUAUUUUGCCAGUUUCAGCUCCCUGCAGCAUCUGGAUCUUCACUUGAAUUUGAUAAAUAAUAUUUCUGAUGGAGAUUUAGAGCCUAUAAAAAUGAAUCUAAAUCUUACCCUAGACCUUUCUCAGAAUCCUAUUCAAUAUAUUCAUCCAGGUGUCUUAAAGGGGAUUCACUUAACUGGACUAAUUCUGAGAGGAAAUUUUCACAGCUCAGGAAUCAUGGAGGCUUGUAUUAAGGGAAUGACUGGCUUACAAGUCAACAAACUGGUCCUUGGAAAUUACAAAAAUGAAUUCCAAAUGACUAAUUUUGAGAGCAAGAUCCUAGAUGGGCUGUGUCAGGUGGACAUUGAUGAAUUUUGGAUGGUUGUUCCCUCUGAUUUUCCUUCAGAUAGUUAUGGAUUUUUCAAAUGUUUAGUCAAUGUUUCUGUUCUCCAUCUGGUUACAGUUCCCUUAGAAGUGCUGACUAAUCUACCAGUAUUUCCUAAACUAUUCUCAUUGGUAUUCACUAACUGUAAAUUUGAAACACUGCCUACCUUACCAUCUACUUCUCUCCCCUCCCUUAAAGAACUUCGUAUUACUAGCCACAAAGAUCUCACAACUUUAUCUGAUUUGAAACUUCCCAAUCUGGAGCUUCUGGACCUCAGUCAAAAUACUCUGAAUAUUUUGUCCUGCUGUUCCUACAAUACCUUUGAGACACAAAACCUGAAAUAUUUGAACUUGAGUUAUAAUGCCCAAAUCAUGUUGACUAAGAACUUCAUGGGUUUAGAAAACCUAGAAUCUCUGGAUCUUCAACAUUGCCGAUUGAAAGGUCAUGAUACUUUCCCUGUCUUUUUAUCACUCACAAAACUUCAGUACCUGGAUAUUUCUUACACAAACACUCAUGUCCAAUUUGAAAAUAUUUUUGCAGGUUUGAGCAAUUUAACACAUUUGAAAAUGGCUGGUAACUCUUUCCAGGGCAACAUUUUACAAGACAUCUUCAAGAAUCUGAGUCAGCUUGUCACAUUAGAUAUUUCCUACUGUCACCUAGAACAAAUCCCCCAAAUAACAAUGAAGUCCCUCCACCAACUCCAGGUGUUAGAUAUUAGCCAUAACAACCUCCAGACUUUUGAUCCACUCAUUUGCAGUCCUCUUUGGAACCUCCAAGUCUUGAACUGCAGUUCCAACAGUAUCACAGCCCUGGAUGGGCAGAAUUUACAGUCACUUUCAGGAACCCUGGUUUCUACUGAUUUUUCUGGAAAUCCUUUUGAUUGUGUCUGUGACCAUCAAAUCUUCUUUCAGUGGGUCAAAGAGAAUAUACAACUCUUGAAUAGAUCUAAACCAAUGAUUUGCCAGACACCUUCUCAUAUGAAAGAUGUCUCUGUGCUAUUAUUUGAUGAUUUAUCUUGUCAGAUGAAAAAGACUAUCAUUGCUAUGUCUAUUUUGGCAAUAAUGGUGGUACUUAUGGCACUGGCCUUGGUCUAUAAGUUCUAUUUCCACCUGAUGCUGCUUGCUGGCUGCAAAAAAAUUGUUGGAGAGGAAAGCACUUAUGAUGCUUUUGUGAUCUAUUCUAGUCAAGAUGAGGAAUGGGUGAGGAAGGAAUUGGUGAAAAACCUAGAAGAGGGUGUUCCCUCAUUCCAACUCUGCCUCCACUACCGAGACUUUAUCCCUGGUGUGGCUAUUGCUGCCAACAUUAUUCAGGAAGGUUUCCAUAAGAGUCGGAAGGUCAUUGUUGUGAUCUCCAAGCACUUUAUCCAGAGCCGCUGGUGCAAGUUUGAGUAUGAAAUUGCUCAGACAUGGCAGUUCCUGAGCAGUCACGCAGGUAUCAUCUUCAUCAUGCUACAGAAAGUGGAGAAGUCACUACUGCGACAACAGGUGGAACUCUACCGGCUGCUUCGUCGGAACACCUACCUGGAAUGGGAGGACACUAACCUGGGUAGACAUGUGUUUUGGAGACGGCUGAGAAAAGCAUUGUUAGAUGGCAGAGCAAAGAGGCAUAAAGAAGCAGCUGAAUAAGAGAUUAGACAGCCAGUUAUGCUUAUAGCUGAAAGAAGAAAGAAGUUUAAGCCAUUCUCUUUUCCCCAAAUUAUCUAUUUCUUUCAGUGUGAUACUGGAAAGGACAAUGGACACUAUGUAGUCUGAUACUUUCAUUUGCAACUAUUUGAAUUGUUUUAUUUGAUUACUUGAAGUAUUUUCUCUUUGACAAGGGAGCUUUGGAAUUUGGUUAUAAUAUUCUUGGGAGUUUUUAUUUUGGGGAUUUCUUUCAGGAGGUAAAAGGUAGAUUUUUUUGAAUUUUUAUUUUAUACUUUGGAUCUAAGAUAUCAAAGCAAUUUUCCUUGAUAACCUCUUAAAAUGUAAUUUCUAUGAUUUAUUAUUAGAUGAUAUUGGUUUUCAAGUAUUCAACUAAUUCUUAGUUUUUCUCUCCUCUUGUCUUCUGAGGCUGUGAUACAACAAGUUCAGUAGUCUCAUGUUUGUGUUUAUUUUGCCCUAACAAACAACACCAAGAGCCAGCACUGUAUCACUGCAUCAUCCAUGUGUGGAACCAUAGAUUAUAGCAAAUGGAGAAAUUUUGAAUUCUGUGGAUAAAUUCACUUACCUGCGCAGUAUGCUUUCCAGGGAUAUACUCAUAAAUGAUAUGGUUAACACACAUUGUUGGAGCUAGCUAAGUAUUUGGGAGGCUUUGAAGGCCCGUGUUAAAAAGGAGCAAUAUUAGGCUGCCUACCAGACUGAAGGUCUGCAGAACCAUUGUGUUCAGCUCAUUAUUGUAUGCCUGUGAGACCUGGGAAGUCCAUCAGUGCCAUGCCAAGAAAUUGAAUUGCUUCUAUUAUAAUUGUCUUAAGAUGAUUUUAAAGAUUCUUGGCAAGAUAAAGUGCUGGACCUGGUCUAGUGAUGCAAAAAGACAAAAAUUAAUCAAUCAAUUUUUAAAUUAACUCUUCUCUAUCCAUUUUUCAGGUCAGUUGUUUUUCAAAUGAGAUAUUUUGUACUUUUUAGUUUUUCAGUCUUUGUUUUUCUUUUAUUGUCUUAUUGAAUCAUUAACUUUCAGUUGCUUAAUUCUAUUUUUAAGGAAUUAUUUUUUUCAGUGAAUUUUUGUACCUCUUUCCAUUUGGUCUAGUAUGACUUUUAAAGGGUUCUUUUUCUUUACUUCAGUGAAUUUUGUGACUCUUUUAGCAUUGGGCAAAUUCUGAAUUUGGUUUUAUUUGUUUUUUGUUUUUUUAUGAGUGCAUUUUUAAGGAUUUUUUCCAGAAUUUUUUUUUGGGGGAAGGAAGUUGUUAAUUCUCUUUUCAUAAUUUUCUUUCAGCACUCUCAUUUAUUUUCCCCAAUUUUUCUUCUAUUGUUCUUAUCUCUUUAACUCUUACAGGAAUUUUUUUUGGCCUUAGUCCAAUUAGCACUUUUUUUUUUUUUGAGGUUUUGGUUGUGGCUGUGUGUCCGUGUAUCUGUGUGUCCGUGUGUGUCUGUGUGUGUGUGUGUGUGUGUGUGUGUGUGUGUGUGUGAGAUACAGGGAAGGAAAGGGAGAGAGGGGAAAGAGACAGAGAGAGGGAGAGAUAGAGAAGAGAGGAAGAGGAAGAGAAAGGGAGAGACAGAAGGAGAAAGAAAGGCAGAAAAACAGAGAGACAGAGGGAGAGGAGAGAGAGACAGAUACAGAGAGAAAGAAAAAGACAGAGAUAAAGAGACAGAGACAAAAAGAAAGCAAAGACAGAGACAAAGAGAAAGAGGGAGGGACACAGAGAGAGGGGGAUGGGGAAGAAAGAGGCAGAAAGACAGAGACAGAGGGAGAGGAGAGAGACAGAGACAGAGACACAGAGAGAGGAAGGGAGAGGAGAGAGAAACACAGAGAUGCAGAGACAGAAAUAAAGAAAGAGACAGAGACAG